GUACUAGAAACAACGUGUGCAGUUCUUUUCGUUCCGAUAUAAGUUUCAUUUUCGCCCUGAUAGACAGUGACACGUCUUUACUAUCUGCUUUUUCUAUUACAUUACAUGUUGACGUUAUUUGGCCAGUUUAGCAAUUCGUAUUGUUCUAUGCUAACGGAAAACUAUCAGUCUAAGUUCGCCCACAGCAAUGGAAGACACGGCUGUGGACCUAAUUACCCUGCAGAUGCUGCAAGCGGCUCAGGCGACAGUGAGAGCGAGUCCGUUAGGAGUAAUAAACACGCCAAUGAUCCCCGGGAGUCAAACUACAUUGCCACUGAACACCGCAUGCGAUAUCCAUAUCAAAAUGGAAAACCUGCAAAGGACUGGCUCUUUUAAGAUAAGAGGAGUAGCCAAUCAGUUUGCAAGGAGACCUGCAGGGGGCCGCUUUGUCACCAUGUCCGCAGGGAACUAUGGGAAGUCAUUUGCAUAUGCGACGAAACACUAUGGAACUCAGGGCAAAGUCGUGAUGCCAGAAACGGCCCCUCCAUCACGGUCCGUGCUGAUACAGAGUUUUGGGGUCGAGGUUGAGCGCGUGCCAACGUCCUGCCUGGUGGAGGUGGUGAACCGGUGUGUUCGGCAGGAGAACAUGACGUUCCUGCACCCCCACGAUGACGUCGACCUGAUCGCUGGCCACGCAAGCGUUGGCCUUGAGAUCUUGGAGGCGGUGCCGAACCCGGACGUGGUGGUGGCCUGCUGCGGGGGAGGGGGUCUACUGGCGGGGGUCGCUGCUGCCGUCAAACUCUCUGGCUGCGAGAACGCGCGGGUCUACGGGGUGGAGCCCACGGGGGGUGGGUCUGUGUGUUACACACUGAAGGUGUGUGCCGGUGUGUGUGUCCCAGGUCGCGUGCCGUACGCCCUGUGCCGGCGGUACGUAGAGGAGAUCGUGCUGGUCAGCGACGAGGAGAUCAAAUCCGCCGUGUCCACGCUGUACCGCUCCGGCUUCCUGGUGGAACCUUCCGGAGCCGCGGCCUUCGCCGCCGUCGCCAACGACAGGAUCCCCGACAUCGCCGGGAAGACCGUGGUGCUCAUCCUGAGCGGCGGCAACAUCGGCAAGGACGAGCUGGCCCACUUCCCCGACUGAGUCAGCGUCCCCGCAAACCGUCUAACACCAAAGUCCCCGCAAACCACCUAACACUGAAGUCCCCAAAAACCACCUAACACCACAGUCCCUGCAAACCUUCUAACGCUGAAGUCCCCGCAAACCACCUAACACUGAAGUCCCCGCAAACAACCUAACACUACAGUCCCUGCAAACCCUCGGACACUGAAGUCCCUGCAAACCCUCUAACACCAAAAUCCCCGCAAACUAUCUAACACUGAAGUCCCCAAAAACCAUCUAACACCGCAGUCCCCACAAACCCUAUAACACUGAAGUCCCCGCAAACCCUCGGACACUGAAGUCCCCACAAACCAUCUAACACUGAAGUGGCAGAACGAUGACAGUCGAAUUUGGAUAAUUUCUCUGUCGACAGAGAAGCAGGAUUCUUGAUUUGCAGAACAUUAUCAAGCACACACAGAAGCACAUUUUCUUCCAACCAUUAUGUUGGGGGGUUGGGGGGGAAUAAAAAAAAAUCUCCUGUGAUCGUCCUGCCCUCUUACGUCUUUUGCCUUUGGAAGGAACCGGGACGUUGCGGUCAAAGAAGCUGCAUUUCUGUGAAUGCUUGGAGCCUUUCCCUCAUAAAUAAAAUACUGAAUUGCCGCAGGUUUCAGCUUUGAAAUAAAAACAGUGCAUGCAU
Anguilla rostrata (American eel) is the source of this 1775-nucleotide messenger RNA. RefSeq names its product serine racemase (gene srr). Bases 188 to 1120 code for a protein of 310 amino acids. The transcript has 6 exons. Gene Ontology annotation, molecular function: threonine deaminase activity; L-serine ammonia-lyase activity. NCBI's taxonomy places the organism in Eukaryota, Metazoa, Chordata, Actinopteri, Anguilliformes, Anguillidae. Gene Ontology annotation, biological process: L-threonine catabolic process; L-serine catabolic process. The record is from RefSeq and is a predicted model, not a curated record.